This is a messenger RNA of Nerophis lumbriciformis (worm pipefish), 3849 nucleotides long. Its product is annotated as adhesion G protein-coupled receptor D2. Gene Ontology annotation, cellular component: plasma membrane. Gene Ontology annotation, biological process: cell surface receptor signaling pathway; adenylate cyclase-activating G protein-coupled receptor signaling pathway. The record is from RefSeq and is a predicted model, not a curated record. Lineage: Eukaryota; Metazoa; Chordata; Actinopteri; Syngnathiformes; Syngnathidae. Gene Ontology annotation, molecular function: G protein-coupled receptor activity.
AGGACCUCGGAGGGUCCUCGGACUUUGGGGCGCUGUCUUUUCCUACUUGUUACACCCACUUUUACAGCUUCCUCGCGUCAACUAAACUCGAUCCAAUCCAACGUUGAACUGGUUGAAAAACACGAGUAAGUAUUUGGUCGACUCGAAACGUAAGUGGACAGAUUGAUGCUGCGUUCACGACCUGGAGUGCUAAAUGUUUCAAGGACAAUUAUUUAAGGAUGCACCGGUCAAUGGCUCCCAAUUUAAGUCUGCUUGUUUGUUUUCAUAGCUGUAUAUCAGCUUUUACACUGGAAACCAGGACAGUUACAUAUGCAGAGACAUCCUACGAAUACAUAGCUGAUCAACUGCCAUGGGACAGUGCGAGCGAACUGUGCUACCAGCGGUCUGGGUCCUUAGCCAGUGUCUCUACUCCGCUCGAGCAACAAGGGAUCAACAACUUUUUAAAGUCCUCCAACAUUUCUGAAGCUGCGUGGAUUGCACAGAAAUUCACCACUCAUCUCCAAAGUUCCUCCGAGACUUUGACCCUGGAGUUCAGCGGGCGCUCGGACCGGAAGAACGCCCGUCUUCUUCUCAAGUUUCCUCCCAUGGGCGCAGUGACUGUUUGCGCCUAUUUACGCUUCGACCCAAACUGCUAUGGAAUUUCCACCAUAUUUUCUUAUUCCAUCCAGUCACAUAUUAAUGAGUUCCAGCUCCGCGCGAACCUGGUCCAAGGAAAGCCUGUUCAGCUGGCUCUGUUAGUGCAUGGUAUUCACGGCGCCUACCAAGACGUCUUCGACCACGACGGCUCCUGGCACUGGAUUUGCGUUUCUUGGAACCAGAACGGUGGACGCUGGACACUAUUAACUGAUGGCAGAUUGGUCUACAGUGGGGAAGGCCUGAACUCAACUGACAGCAUUGGGCCAGAUGGACUUUUUAUUAUCGGGCAGGAGCAGGACACCUACGGGGGCUCAUUUAAGAAGGAUGAGUCAUUCUCCGGCAGCAUCACCGAGCUUCACAUAUGGGAUCAUGUACUGAAUAGAAGGGAACUGGACACUACGGAAAAGGAGUGUUCACCCACUACGUCUGGGCUGCUUUUCAAGUGGAGCGGAGCAUCCUUGGAAAUAGACUCGUCCCUUACAAAGAUGUGGAGGAGCAGCCCGUGUAAAGGUAACGUCUCAGUUUUUGAUCCCUCGUUUUUGGACUCCAUCUUGGAGGGAAACGGCUUGCAGAAUCAGACGAUCUUCAAGAACUUCUCGGUGGAGAUUGUGGACAGCGCUGAGCCCGGCGAAGAAUGUGGCGUUUACGACCCCGCCUCUGACAGUGUGAGCUUGGACAAGUGUGACGCUUACAGAGGAGCCGUCUGCCAGUUGAGGAAAGAAGUGCUGGAUGCUGGGAGUUUCCCAAAGACGGCGUUCUUCCGCGUACUGAUACUGGAACCCUUAGCCAGACCUGAGCAGAGUACCGACUGGGACGGAGACCUCCUCUUCCUGCAUCAGCUGACCCAGGCGGCCCUGCACAUAGUGGAGACUAGCGGCUCCGAUGUCCUCACGUCCACCGACGUCCACUUCCUCUCUCAAAGGGUGGAGGCGGACUUGGCGGGCGGACACGCAGCCAGAGCGAAUGCAGCAGAGGCGAUGGUGUCCAUCGCUACGGACUACGUGAAGAUGGCCAGUGUGAUGCUGGAGCCGCACACGGCUCAGCAGUGGAUGGGACUGACAGACGAUGGGAUCAGCGUGGGACCGUUCACUAUUAUCAACAGCAUCGACAAGCUCACUGAGACUCUGGCAGACAUGUUGUCCUCUGAGGGAAGAGGAUUCUCACUUUCCACCAAGAAUAUCGAUGUGUUCAUCAGGAGCCACAGGCUGUCGGAAGAAAGCUGCUGUCAAUCAUUUAAACCGUCUGACAUGGGCGCCAGUGGAAAUGAUCGGGAUGAGCUGCUUAUCCCGGACUCGGAGCUGCAGAGGCUUCAGAAACUGGGACAUAAGGAUGUGAUGUUUAUUCACACUCACUACAGCCACCUGAUUGAGAUUUUAUCUGCUCCACCAGAGCCAUCUCUGAGUAAACAAGAGAAAGUACAAAGAACCCUCCGCGGUCGCCUGGCUUCUGCCGUCAUAUCUGCUACCGUCCGCGAUGCGACCAAGGCCCAAACCAUCCCUGUUGCUGUCAAGUACAAGCUGGGCUUAACACACGUGAUGGAGUAUGCACGGAGAUUUACCCCGGUGUGCGCCUUCUGGAAUUUCAGCCUCAUGCACAGUCAGACCAGUGGUUGGUCCAGUGACGGUUGCAGUGUCAUCUUUGCCGGGUCUGGUGUCACAUCCUGUCUCUGCAACCACACCACAAACUUUGCAGUAUUGAUGAAUUACUUAAAGCCAAAGUGGAGUCCCGAGGAAGAACUCGUUUUGACCAAGCUGACGUUCAUCGGCUCCGGAGCAUCUCUGUGCGCUCUGGUGGUGACCUUGAUGCUUUUCACCGUGUUGGACAUCCCACGAUCUGACAGGACGUCCAUCCAUAAGAACCUGUUCAUCGCUCUGAUCUGCGCUCAAGUGAUUCUGCUGUGCAGCGGCUCGGCCAUUCACAACAAGGUGGCGUGCACGCUGGUGGCGGCGUUGCUCCAUCUCUUCUUCAUGGCUGCCUUCAGCUGGAUGCUGGUGGAGGGUCUGCUGCUCUGGAGCAAGGUGGUCGCCGUCAACCUGAGCGAGGAAAGACACAUGAAGUAUUACUAUCUCAUCGGAUGGGGUCUGCCAGUGCUCAUAGUCACCAUCACACUGGCGUCAGCUUCAGGCAAAUACUUGGCGGAUGGUUAUUGUUGGCUCAGUGUCCAGAACGGUGUCAUCUGGGGCUUUGCAGGGCCUGUCAUCUUCAUCAUUAUGGUGAAUAUCAUGGUGCUGACGAGGGUGGUGGUCAUCACUAUAUCUACAGCCAAAAGGAGGUCCAUUAUGUUGCAAAUGGGUGCCAGUCCGGUGGAACAAGCCUACGAGCAAGUUAGGGCUGCUGUGAAAGCAGUUUUAGUUCUGCUGCCCAUCCUCGGACUCACAUGGCUUUGUGGCGUCCUGGUCCCGUUUUCCAUCGUGAUGGCCUACAUCUUCAUCCUCCUCAACUCCCUACAGGGCCUGUUCAUCUUCCUGAUAUAUGGGGUGUACAACACAGAGGUUCGGAGCACGGUCAACAGGAUCAAGGAGAGGAGAAAAGCGCUUAAUUUUUCAAACUGUGCGAGUUCCCGUCCCUCCAGCUCCACUUCUCGCCCUAUCAGUUUUCCGCAAGCAGCAACCCCGAGCCAGGAGGAGGCAGCCGCCCCCUUUUUCUCCAACAGCAACACGCAGGGCCUGCAAGCAGAGGACAGCGCCACAUCUCAGCUGUCCAUUCCUUGUGUUCCAAAGAGAGUGGACAACAACUGCGACCAAAGUUCCACAGGCACUCAUCUGCAAAGAAAGGAGCUCCCUCCCUCACCAGUUGAUGCGUCAGCAGCCGGCUGUAGCCUUCACGUCCCCAUGGAGUUGGAGUUUACCGCGUCCUGCUUCUCAUCCUAGAAGACCUUCAGCUCCGUCAUAACGGAUCUGACUGCUCUGAUGACGACGCUUAAAAUGGAAAUUGUGAAUCUUUUUUUGUUGAUGUUGUUUUUUUGUUUUUUUAACUCAAACUAAUGCCAUAACCUGUGCUUUUGACACAAAAUAUUGAGUAUUUUUGUGUUGUCGUAGUACAACUGCUAUUUUAUUACAACUUUUGCGACGUAAAAGUGUCACUUUUUUGUGCGAUACAGUACAUGCUGUAUGUAACUCCCACCUUAGGAUGCUCCUAUUUCUCCUGUUUUGUUUUAACACUUGUCACUGAAGCUGUGGUUAUAACAUGGAUGCCCGCAUGUGAUAUGUCAUA